Messenger RNA from Branchiostoma floridae (Florida lancelet), 1157 nucleotides. Its product is annotated as histone H2B-like. The transcript has a single exon. Gene Ontology annotation, cellular component: nucleosome. The record is from RefSeq and is a predicted model, not a curated record. Lineage: Eukaryota; Metazoa; Chordata; Leptocardii; Amphioxiformes; Branchiostomatidae. Gene Ontology annotation, biological process: nucleosome assembly. Gene Ontology annotation, molecular function: DNA binding; structural constituent of chromatin; protein heterodimerization activity. Bases 236 to 604 code for a protein of 122 amino acids.
UCUUUCUGUCAGUCAGUCUUUUCCAGACUACGACAAACUAUGCAAAAGAACUUAACGACAAAGGAUUACAAUGCUAAAGGAUACGAAAUGACAUAAAACAUAAUGUUGCAACUUAUACGAACUUAGCAAAAAGUAAAGUCCAGAGUUUAGUUCAAGGGCCAAAAGUCGCAUGUACUAAUGUAUAAAUAAGCUCCGGUUCCUGUGACAGACAUCUAGUCUCUCAGCGAUACUAACAAUGCCGCCCAAAGGAGGAGGAAAAGCUGCCAAGAAGGCCGGUAAGGCCAGGCCUGCUAGGGCCAAAGGCAAGGGGAGGAGAAAGAGAAAGGAGUCUUACGGUGUCUACAUCUACAAGGUGCUCAAUCAGGUGCACCCCGACCCUCCUGGUGUCUCCAGCAAGGCCAUGGGCAUCAUAAACUGCUUCCUCAACGACAUCUUCGAGCGUAUCGCUGGCGAGGCUUCACGCCUGGCUCACUACAACAAGCGCUCCACCAUCGGCAGCCGGGAGAUCCAGACUGCCGUGCGUCUGCUGCUGCCUGGUGAGUUGGCCACGCACGCCGUCAGCGAGGGCACCAAGGCCGUCACCAAGUACACCAGCUCCAAGUAAAUCGACGUGAACCAGCAAAACCACCGGCCCUUUAAUAUCAGGGCCACCCAAAUCUAAAGAAAGAGCUAAGCCUUACACAAUCUUUUCUGCUAUCUAGACAGUAGUAUUGCCAUUAUGAACUAUAUCUAACCCAGAAGUAUUUUUUUUAAACAUGAUUUGUUACAGUGUUAAAUGUUAAAGACUGAAAACUGUAUAGCACCAAGAUGCAUGGUCAUGCAAACUACCGCCUGAUUAAUCGCGCUUCUCAGGCCCGUCGUACAUUGCCGCGCCCACAAGAGGCUACAAGCUCCGGAUAGCGGAUUUUGCGUUACACAGACUAGGGUGUUAACCUGGUAAGGAUUACCGACUCUUCCUUUCUAACAGAAUCAUUUUUUUUAAAAUCAAAUUUGAAAGUCAUCAAACCUUUCCAAUUGUUUAAAGCCCUAACGGAGCUACGUUACUGAAAUCACUUUGUAUCCACAAACAAGCGGUCACGUUCCAUUUCUCAAUCUAGGUUUUUGCACAGUCCAUUGCUAAGACGGUGUAAAUACCAGGGUCUGUCGGAGCUUUUUUG